Messenger RNA from Dichotomopilus funicola, 1404 nucleotides. Its product is annotated as Metallo-dependent phosphatase-like protein. Bases 1 to 1404 code for a protein of 467 amino acids. Gene Ontology annotation, biological process: double-strand break repair via homologous recombination. Lineage: Eukaryota; Fungi; Ascomycota; Sordariomycetes; Sordariales; Chaetomiaceae. The transcript is spliced from 4 exons. Gene Ontology annotation, molecular function: protein serine/threonine phosphatase activity. Gene Ontology annotation, cellular component: cytoplasm; nucleus. The record is from RefSeq and is a predicted model, not a curated record.
AUGAGUGAUCUCGACCGAGCCAUCACGCAGUUGCGAGCGUGCCGACCGAUUCCCGAGGCCGAGGUCCGCGAGCUGUGCCACAAGGCGCGGGAGCUGUUGAUUGAAGAGGGCAAUGUGGUGACGGUCAAUGCGCCGGUGACAAUAUGCGGUGAUAUCCACGGACAGUUUCACGACUUGAUGGAGUUAUUCCGUGUCGGGGGUGAUGUGCCGGAUACAAAUUAUCUCUUCAUGGGCGACUUUGUCGACCGCGGCUUCUACUCGCUCGAGACCUUCCUCCUCCUCCUCUGCCUCAAGGUGCGGUACCCUGACCGCAUGACCCUUAUCCGCGGCAACCACGAGUCACGACAAAUCACGACUGUGUACGGCUUCUACGACGAAUGUUUGCGGAAAUAUGGCAGCGCAAACGUGUGGCGGUACUGCUGCGAUGUCUUUGACUACCUUGCGCUUGGCGCUAUCGUGCUAGGCGCGUCCAACACGCUACCAGAGCCAGCGCCGGACGAUGUUGAGAUAGAGGUACACAAUUCGGAUGGUCAGGUUAUUUCGCGAUUCCUACGCCAGAAGGAUCUAGACCGCGGGCGCAUCAACUCGACGGCCACGUCCGGUUCGGCAUCCGCUGCAAACGGUCAACACCCCAUCACCAACGGUGUUUCUUCUUCCCCGACCUCCUCCCCUUCUGCCAGCAGUAACAAGAACACGAACAACAACAACCCCUCCGACCCAACCUCCACAACAGCCCUCACGGGGCCCCCAGGCUCCAGCGCAUCCUCCUCCUCCGGCGGCUCCCUCGGCAACCCCGCGGGCGCGGUGCUCUGCGUACACGGCGGCCUCUCCCCGCUCAUCGAUAAGGUCGAUAAGAUCCGCCUCCUCGACCGCAAGCAAGAGGUGCCUCAUGAGGGCGCCAUGUGCGAUCUGCUCUGGUCCGACCCAGACGAGAUAGACGGUUGGGGUCUGUCGCCGCGGGGCGCGGGGUUCCUGUUCGGCGCGGAUAUUGUCCGCACGUUCAACCACCGCAACGACCUCAGCCUUAUUGCGCGCGCGCACCAGCUGGUCAUGGAAGGCUUCAAGGAGAUGUUUGAUGCUAGCAUUGUGACGGUGUGGUCGGCGCCGAAUUAUUGUUAUCGCUGUGGGAAUGUGGCGGCGUUGUUGGAGUUGUCGGAGGAUGAGUCUGGGUUGGGGGUGUUGGCGAGGAGUAAUGGGGAUAUGGGCAGGAGUCUGGGGGAUGGUGGGAGCAGUAGCGGUCUUGGUGGGAGUAGCAGCAGUGGGAAUUGGUCGGGUGGUGUGGUCGAUACCAGUGAGUUGCCGAUUCGGCCGGGGCCGGCGAGGCGGUAUCGUGUGUUCCAGGCCGCGCCGCAGGACUCGAGGGGGAUGCCGGCGAAGAAACCGGUGGCGGACUACUUUUUGUGA